UCAACAGAAGAUCUGGAGUGACGACUUUGAAACGAAGAGGGUUUCCUUCACUUGAUAAGUGGAUAGGCUCCUAAUUGAUUAAUUCUGCAUCAGAUUUCUUCGUAGUCUCAAUCAACUCGCAAGAAAAAUGGACUGCCCGAGUGAGGAUGAACUUGAAGAAUUUGAAGAUGCCAGUGAACACUUUGAAGACAUAAAACAAACAGGAGCAUGUGCUGUUGAGUCAUAUGGCAAGGAGGAGGAUGUUUCUAAGUUACAACAAGAUGUUCCUGCACCAAGCGAAAUUCUAGUGCAGCUCAUUGGGACCAGUUCUGUUACUCUUGCUUGGGAUAGGCCAGACAAUAUAUCUACAUUUGAGUUGACCUACUAUGAUAUCACCACUACAAAGACCUCUACUAUCACAAAUGACACAGCCAUAGAGGUGGAAGAUCUAUGUCCAGGAACUGAAUACACUUUCACCCUUGUUUCAAUAUCUGAUAAUGAAAAACGAAGUGUGGGAGUGGAAGUGACUGCAUGCACCAGGCCAGUCCCACCUGAAAACUUCAAGGUUGAGAGUGUGGGCACAACAUCAGUUACUCUUAUUUGGGAUGCAUCUGGCUGUGAGGAGAACAAGUUUCAUGUUGUUUGCAGCCACAAUGGAAAAAUCAUUCAGGAAGAGAUAAAAGAAUCAAGACCUGUGGUUUUCCAUGACCUAAUUCCUGGAAAGAAGUACUCUUUUCACCUUACAAAAGUUCUUUCAAAUGAUAACAGAAGCAAAGAAGCCGUCACAUAUGCUCAAACCAAAACAAACAUCCAGAGCCUUUUACAUGAUUUGGGGUUGGAGCAGUACUACCCGAACAAACUCUCACUCAGCAAUGUGCUACAGAUUGACAAAAGGUCAGUCACAGAUGAGCCAGCCCAGUCUCUGUCGUCUUUGCCAUGGCUGUUCCUGAAGAAACUGAUGAUGGUGAAUGUGACUACAAGAAGUGUCAAAUAUUCAUCAGAUGAGAUUGAGGAUUUGCAAAGCUUAGAUUUCGACAAUGACACUUUCGAUUUUCUGAGUGAUCGGCAUAGCAGCGUAAACCCUUUAGAUAUAGUGACUGCUCUGUUGCUUUGUGCAGAUGGUUUUCUCCAACAGGAGAUGGUCUCUAAAAUGUCAAUGUGUCAGUUCUCUGUUCCUUUACUUCUUCCAAAGUGUGACACACAACAGUGCAUGUACAUGCUUUGGGCCAUGAGAGAUAUUGUGAAAAAAUAUAGACCUCAUUCUUUGUCAGACUCAAAAGGUUUUGUGGAGGACCGAAUUGUUCACUCCGAGUUCCCCCUAGUGUCCUUUGUUAGACUUGGUGACUGCAGCAUUUCUAAAUCGCAGAUCCUAAAUAAAUUGCUCAGCAAUCCCCAACAAUAUCAUGACACUUUUGUACAUCAUGACAUGGACUGCGGAGACAUCCCAAGAAAGAUAUCAAAUGGAUUGGUGGAGAUGGGUUGGUAUUUACCUUGUGGAAACAAAAACAUUGAUGUUUUUCCUGAACCUGUGGCUGUUGCAAACUUGAGAGGCGACAUCAGGACCUUUGAAGCACAGUACUCUUUCUUAUGCCAGACCUCCACUGCAGUUUUUGUGUUCUUUGACAAUCUGGACACAAACUACAAGUUACUCACCAACCAACAUGCUAAAGCACAGUUUUUUUUAGUGGGCAAUGUGCAAAAUAAAACAUUUGAUUUGGAGCAGCUGAAAAGGACGGCCAAUGAAAUGAGUUUGAAGAAAAACAACAUCAUUCUGAAGAACAAUCAAAAUGAUGCAAAUUUUGUCAAAAAUCUGCAUUCUGUAGUAAAUCACAUAAUUAAUAAUCAUGGCAAAAAAGCUUGCCUGGAGGUAAUGGACACUGUAGCACAUGAACUCGGAAUUCAUGUUGAUGAAGACAUUCAAGAUUGUCAGAAAGCAAAAGAUAAUGCACAUGUCUUGACGACAAAUAUACAGGAAACGCUGCAGUUCAAGAAUGAUCAGCUUCCCCUUCAAGGCCAAAUCUGGAAAGAUUUAGCAAAACUGGAAAAAGAGGAAUGCAGACUCCGGAAAGCUGGUAAUCAAAACAUAGAGACCUACAAGAGUGAUCUCCAGAUUAAAAAGAUGGAACUCAGGAAACAACAAAGUAAAUAUGACAUCUCCGAGGCAAUGUCCUGCUUUGUUAGUGCACUAAGUUCUAGCCAGGAGAGGCCCUACUUCUUAAAGUGGAUGCGGAUGAACCUUGACAAUCUCUCCCGAAAAAGCCUCUCAAGCCUUCGAGAGCAGUACAAAGAAAAGUGUCAGAAAUUUUCAGAAAACAAAGAGGAAAUCGCACAGCUUGACCAAGAGAUCUCUAACAGUUCUUUAGGAAUAGAGCACUUUCUGCGGGAAAUGGGACAACUCUAUGAAGCCGCGGUGUCACUUCCAGAAAACGUAGAAUCACGUAAACAAAUGCUACACUUACCUCGGCUGUGUGCUGAGCUGAUGUUGGAUGGCUUCCCUCUGGAACUGGUUGAUGGAGAUGCAUCAAAUAUUCCUCUCAGAUGGGUGAGUGAUGUGCUUCUGUAUCUGAACUCUUCGGUGCAGCCCAACAAUAAAAUCAUGGUGGUCACAGUUUUAGGAGUCCAGAGCACAGGGAAGUCCACCUUGCUGAACACCAUGUUUGGAGUUCAGUUUGCCGUCAGCAGUGGAAGAUGCACCAGAGGAGCUUUUAUGCAGAUGAUCAAAGUCACAGAGGACAUCAAGAAAGAGCUUGGUUGCGAUUAUUUAGUGAUAAUUGACACUGAAGGUCUAAAAUCACCUGAACUGGCAAAACUAGAUGACAGUCAUGAACAUGACAAUGAAUUAGCCACACUUGUUGUUGGAUUGAGUGAUAUCACAAUCAUCAACAUCGCAAUGGAGAAUUCCACAGAGAUGAAGGACAUUUUGCAGAUUGUGGUCCAUGCUUUCAUCCGAAUGAAGGAAAUAGGUAAAAAACCCAAGUGUCUGUUCGUCCACCAAAAUGUUGCUGAUGUAUCAGCCCAUGACAAGAACAUGAGAGAUCGAAAGCUUCUGCUGGAGCAGCUGAAUGAGAUGACGGAAGCGGCAGCUAAAAUGGAGAACAAGGAGGAGUACAAAAAGUUCAGUGAUGUAAUUGAUUAUGAUCCAGAGACUUGCAACUGGUAUAUCCCUGGACUCUGGCAUGGAAAUCCUCCAAUGGCACCAGUGAACGCUGGCUACUCCGAGGCUGUCUAUGACCUUAAAAAGAACAUGAUGGAAGUAAUUGGAAAAUGCAAAAACAAAGCAUCUGGAAACAACAUAACAGAUUUUUUGGAGUGGACAAAAAGCUUAUGGAAUGCAGUCAAAUAUGAAAACUUCAUAUUUAGCUUUAGGAACAGCUUGGUGGCUGAUGCUUACAUGAGACUGUGCACAGAAUUCCACAAAUGGGAAUGGUCUUUCAGGAAGCAUAUGCACUCUUGGGCAACUCAAGCUGAAACCAGAGUGUCAAAUUUUGAGACAUUCAAGCUGAAAUCCGACAAAUCAGAUCUGAAAGAUCUUUUAUGCAAACUGAAACAAGAAGCUGUCACAAAGCUUGACACCUUGGAAAAGACCACAAUGGAAAAUCUGUCCAAAUACUUUGAACAAACAGAAGGUCAUGUCUAUCUUGUGGAAAAGUACAAAGAAGACUUUGUGAGCAGCGUAAAAAGUCUCAGGAGGGAAACCGAGAGCUCUUUGCUGACGCAGCUCGAGACAACAGUGGACAUUAGGAGAGGAAUGAAUAAUCUGGACAACAUUAAGAAAACAUUCACUGAUACAAUGGAGAAAAAAGUGCUGGCUCUACUGGAGAAGUUACGCAAAAACAGCAGCUCAAAGAGGGAUGCACAUACGACUGACAACGAGCUUGACCGAUUCUUUGAACAAAUAUGGCAAGACACCAUAAGUGAGCUGUCAUUUACUGGAAUGAAGAAAAAAAAAAUUUCAGAUUUUGUUUUCAAGCAACUUCGAGAAAACAUGAAACAGAGAGGUGGUUCUGUUUCACAGAAAUUAACAUCGGUCAAUCUGAACAAUUGUGGCACGGGGGUGUUCAAAGUUGCCAACGUUGAGAACUUCUUCAAAAAAAUGAUCAAACAUGUGUUCAAUUACAACUAUACAGUGGACCUGCAAAAUUUUGCAGAUCAUAUCAUUCAGACAUGCACUCAGUUUGUCCUCGACACAACUUCACAGCAUUUGGAUUACCAUGACAACUACAUUCAGGAGAUCCUACACAUAAUUGAUGAUGGAUUAAUGUCCAACAAGAAUAUGGGGUUUUCGGAAGACUUUGAACUGUCCCUGAAACUGCACAUUUGUGGGUUUUCUGCAAGAAAAUUUCAAGAAAUGCACGAGUGUUUCAUCAAGGAGAAUGACCCACGUAGAUGCCUUGAUCAGUACAAAGACAAAUAUCGCAAUGAUUUCAAGGACCUGUUCCAUGCCCGUGACCAGUGUCAGAGAAAGGCAGAAGAAUUCACCAAACUGUGCUUGAUGCCUGCAGUCGAGGCAUUCAUCUACAGCUCCUUGGGUCCAGAUGUCGUUGACAAAAUGCUUCAGGGGAAAAAUGCAUUUCAGUUCAGCACUCGAGGAUUUUUUCAGUACACGCUCUUAAAGGAACUUGUAAAUGAAGAUAAGUUUGAACAGUUUGUAACAUACAUCAGUAAAUAUGAGCAUUUUGUUAAGGGCUGGAUAUUAGAUCAAAUCACCAAACAGUUUUCAAACGAACAUGAAGUGUUUGAGUUGGAGGAACAUCACCUUAGAGGAAUCACCAAGGAGAUAUUAGAAGCGGUCAAAAUGGCACAGAAUGGGAAAUAUGAAGAUGGCAUCAAAGGAUUCAUACAUUGCGUAUGCAAGAAGCUUGAACAAAAGCUAAUAAUUCCCAAAGAUGCUCUAGAAACAGUGAUGGUCCUAAACAAUGCAUCUCAAGAGCCAUUUGCUGACUGGCUAACCAAAUCUGUAGAGGAGAUGGAACAGACACUGAAGGAACAACUGAAGAAAGUCGACAUACAGGAUAAACUCAACAAACUCAAGAUUAAACCCCAGGAUGAGCUCUUCAAGAGAGUGUUUGGAUGUGGGAAACAGUGUCCAUUCUGCAGUGCUCCAUGUGAGGCUGGUGGAGAAGCUCAUACUGACCACUGUGCUUCAGUUCACAGACCACAGGGACUUGGUCGAUACAGAUAUCAAAACAAUGAAAAAUUAGUGGCUGACAUCUGCUCAACAAAUGUCCACAGUGAAGUAAGUUUUAGGUGUUUCCAGACUAAAUAUAAUUUCCAUCCUUACAAAAGAUACAGAGAGAUCUUUCCUGACUGGCACAUCCCAGCGGAUGCUAGCAUACAGGCCUCAGAUUACUGGAAAUAUGUGAUGGCCCGGUUUAACGACAAGUUUGCUGAAGAGUACAAUGCUCGCCCUGCUGAUGUACCCUUGAUGUGGAAAUCUAUCACAAAGCAACAAGCAGAGGAGAGUUUAAAAGAGUCUUUCAGCAUCAAAUGAACAAUUGUUCCAUUUCACAACCAUAAAGUCAGCAUUUUGGAAAUGCUCUCACUCAAAAUAAAUACAAAAUAUACACUGAUAACAUAUGACCAUCACCAAAAUACAUGACUGCUUAGUGAUCGAAUAACACUAUUGAUUGCUUGCAAAAGGUUUCAGCUGACUUCCAGUAACCAGUAACCUUGGGAAUGGGAAUAUGGGUGAAUCAUUUAAAAGGUAAAAUACAGUUUGACUAAGUGAAAGAAUGAUAAAUGAGACGUGCAACAACAUGGUGAAAUGUUUUUUGUUCUUCUUGUGUGUAAUUGUACUGUUUAUUUGAUUACAUAUUUUCUUUUUUGUUGCCAAAAUAUCAUAUUUUAAUCCUUUAUAUCUUUAUGGUUAUAUUCUACAACAAAUAUAUACUUAAUGAAAACUUUUAUGUGAAGAAUUCUAAAACAAUUAAACAAUUAUUGUUUUAAAUAUUUAGGUAUUGAUAAUGAUGUAUUGUGGUUUUAAUGUCUUACCUAAUGUAAUCAAUUAAACAAACCUCUGCUUUGGAAUAAAGUGAUUUCUAAAUAAAUAACUGCAAAUGUGAAAACUUCUUCCUACUCCCUUUCAGACAUGUUUAUGUUGCUAAAUGUUACUUAUUGUUAUUCAACUUAGCAACAAUUUUUGUUAGGUUUAUUUUUUGAUAUGUCUGAAAUAAAAUUCAUUCAUUCAUUAAUUCUGUCAUUCUUCAUUCAAAUGCAAAUGUGUUUUAUCAAAUGCAGCCUACCGUAGAGCUACACGAUUGUUAAAAUAUAUUGAUGUUUUUACUCCCAACUGACAUUUUCUGUAAAGAUGCUUUGAAACAAUAUGUAUUGUAAAAAGUUUCAUUCAAAUAAACCUGAAUUGAAAUGACAA
Messenger RNA from Pimephales promelas (fathead minnow), 6349 nucleotides. Its product is annotated as interferon-induced very large GTPase 1. NCBI's taxonomy places the organism in Eukaryota, Metazoa, Chordata, Actinopteri, Cypriniformes, Leuciscidae. The record is from RefSeq and is a predicted model, not a curated record. Gene Ontology annotation, molecular function: GTP binding; protein binding.